Messenger RNA from Fopius arisanus, 4547 nucleotides. RefSeq names its product Vesicular acetylcholine transporter (gene VAChT). Gene Ontology annotation, biological process: transmembrane transport; xenobiotic transport; chemical synaptic transmission. NCBI's taxonomy places the organism in Eukaryota, Metazoa, Arthropoda, Insecta, Hymenoptera, Braconidae. The transcript is spliced from 2 exons. The record is from RefSeq and is a predicted model, not a curated record. The coding region runs from base 303 to 2048 and encodes 581 amino acids. Gene Ontology annotation, cellular component: terminal bouton; AP-1 adaptor complex; AP-2 adaptor complex. Gene Ontology annotation, molecular function: acetylcholine transmembrane transporter activity; xenobiotic transmembrane transporter activity.
AGUGGCUUAUUCAGUGGUUUACCGGCACUAGCGGGGCCCCAACGUCUCGCCAAUUCCAUCAGGCAAAAGUUCAACACUAAUUCUGGUUAUCCCCGGCCCGGCCUGAUGCGUCCCGCUUCGAGCACAGCGCCACCAUACACGUUUCCAGAUGUGAUUACUAUUAGUUCGUACUGAGUUCGUAAGAAGAGUGUUCGGAUAAUAUUUUAAUGAGAAAAAAUUCCCCUGAGUAAGUUCAAAUCGUCUGAGUGGGUGUAUUGGUGAGAUUAUUCAACUUCGGCCUUGAAGAACAGCAAGAAAUCAUCAUGACUUCGUUUAAAGUACCGAUCGUAGACUUGGAGAUUGGUGAACUAAAGGACAUAGUAUGGGCGAAACUGCAGGAGCCAGGCCCACAGAAAAAAUUAGUCCUGGUUAUAGUUUCAAUAGCCCUGCUUCUGGAUAACAUGUUGUACAUGGUGAUUGUUCCAAUUAUACCGGAUUACUUGAAAUAUAUUGGAGCAUUUAACAAUCCUGACGGCACGCCGAACAAUGAGACAGGUCAUCAUGGACAAGAUUCAGCGACAGGUGUUCUAUUUGCAUCAAAAGCUAUCGUACAACUGAUGGUCAAUCCAUUUUCCGGUGCUCUUAUCGACAGAAUUGGCUAUGAUAUACCAAUGAUGAUUGGAUUAUGCAUAAUGUUUCUGUCAACGGCCGUUUUUGCUUGCGGUAGAAGUUACGGUGUACUGUUUUUCGCGAGAAGUCUUCAGGGAGUUGGUUCGGCAUUUGCUGACACAUCUGGUCUAGCUAUGAUCGCUGAUCGUUACACCGAGGAAUCAGAGAGAUCGAAAGCUUUAGGGAUUGCAUUAGCUUUUAUCAGUUUUGGUUGUCUUGUAGCUCCUCCAUUCGGUGGAGCCUUGUAUCAAUUCGCUGGGAAGGAGAUGCCCUUUCUCAUUCUGGCCUUCGUCAGUCUGGCAGAUGGUUUUAUGCUGCUCCUUGUAAUGAAACCUUUGAAGGAACAGCUUAAGGAAGGGAGAGCACGAGAGCACAUUGAGACUGUACCAAUCUGGCGUUUAUUCAUGGAUCCUUACAUUGCCGUCUGCGCUGGGGCUCUCAUGAUGUCUAACGUAGCUCUUGCCUUUUUGGAGCCGACAAUUUCACUGUGGAUGGAGGAUCACAUAACCCGAGACAAUUGGAAGAUGGGGAUGAUCUGGUUGCCUGCAUUCUUCCCUCACGUAUUCGGUGUGAUAAUCACUGUUAAAAUGGCCAAGCAGUAUCCGCAGCAUCAGUGGCUGAUGGCAGCUGGUGGACUUGCCUUAGAGGGGCUCUGCUGCUUCAUCAUACCAUUCUCAACAUCCUACAAAUUCCUCAUGAUUCCCAUCUGUGGAAUUUGUUUCGGUAUAGCUCUUAUCGAUACGGCUUUGCUGCCGACACUGGGAUAUUUGGUAGAUGUACGAUAUGUCUCGGUUUACGGUAGCAUCUACGCUAUUGCUGAUAUAUCUUACAGCGUAGCUUAUGCUGUUGGACCCAUAAUUGCUGGUGGAGUAGUUGAGGCUAUUGGUUUCACAGCUCUCAAUAUUGGAAUAGCAUUCUCAAAUCUUUUGUAUGCACCUGUUCUGUACUACUUGAGGCAUAUCUACGACUUCAAGCCAUUCCAGGACGAGGCCAAUGUUCUCAUGCAAGAUCCACCAGACAAAGAGUAUCAGACUUACGUCCUUCAGGAGCAGAGACCAAUUUCGGGAGAUGUUGGUAAUCAUUUGACACAGGGGAGAAUGGAGACAGAUAUUGACCAGAGUAUAGAGCAAGGCUAUCAGUCUGGAUAUAAUCAGAGUGGGUCUGGUUAUCAACAAGAGAAUUAUGGACAACAAACGUAUGAUCAGCAAUAUAGUCAGCAAGGGUAUGCUCAACAGAAUGUUGGGCACGUUGGAUACGGUCAACAGCCAAUUGGUCAGAGAAAUGUUAGUCAGGAUUUCAGGGGAAGUGAUACGAGUCAAGAUGCUAAUCCAUUCAGAAGACCGGCGGAGCCAGAGCGGCCGUCGGGUGAUAGCAAUCCCUUCAGACAGGGAAUGUACUAGUGUGAUUUAAUGAUUGAAAACAGAUGAUAUAUAUUAAAUAAUCAUGGAAUGCGUUUUCAUGGGAUCUGAUACUAGUCUUCAAGGCAGGCUUCCAAUUCACCGAUCACGUCUACCUCGGGUGAAAAAAAUUCAAUCGAAAGCAGGGGGAGAGAUAAAAAUGAUCAAGUGAUGUGAUGUUUUCAUUGUUAUAGUGGUGAUAAAAGUGGGAGAGAUUAAACAGUGAUAGAUUAUAGAAAAUAAAUUGGAGAAGAAGUUCAAAAUGACGGAUCGCUUUCCAAAUACAAUCAUCUUGAUCAUAAGUCUCUCUGGUGUUUACGAGAAUUCCAGUCAGCAAGGGAACUCGCAGAUCACCGGAUGACAACUAUAAUUCAGUUCUUUCUUAUCAUUGACUUUUUUUUUGGAUUACAUCAAUGUUUUUGUUGAAAAAACGUUGCUGAACCAGGAUAACAUAUCAGGAGACCGGGGAUAAUGGAAAAUGGCUGCAAUUAUCAGCACCACAACCAACUCCCGGAAUCCAAAAAUUAAAUAAUGAUUAGUAAGUAAGUAGUUAAGAUUAGGGCGAUAAUUGAUGAAAAUGAUAAUACAAAUAAUUAGAAUUAGUAGGUGCUCGAAAUAAAAAAAAAAAAAAACCAGAGUUGAUUAACUUGGGAUUCGAAUAUUUUUUCACAAUUCUGAGUUUAUUAUCUGGCUCUGGUUGAGUCUGGGUCGGGGGUGCAAGUGCGAAUAUAUGAUUAGAAUAAAAAUCCGAGUGUAUAAAACACAUGAGGAUUACAUAUCUGUAUUUUUAUGAGGUUUUUCUAAGUAAGUAGAAUUUUGUUGGGAGCUUAGAGGCACCGGCUAGUGAAAUAUAAAAUAAUUUUUUUAGAUUUCCUCUUUUUUCAUUUGAAUACGAUGAGUGACAGUUUGCUGAUGUAAAUUUUUUAUUGAACCUACACGAAUUCACAUACUUUGUUCAAACUAUUAGAUGAAAAUCGAAAAACACCAAGGGAAAUAUCGUUUAGAAAAUUGUAAAGGCAAUUUAUCUUCCAGAAUACUAAAUAACUGUGUAUCGCUCUUUUUUUUACGAUUGAAAAAUGACAUUCGAUUUUUUUUUCGCAUUACCAAUGGAGGGUUUAGACGCGCGAAAAUGACGUGCAUGAAAAAUCCUUACCUACUCGUCAAUACUCAUAGGACAUAUUGCGAGUAAUAAAAACCGCAUCGCAUAUACUACGAAUAAUGGCAAAGAAAAUUUAAUAAAUUAUAAUAAAGAAAUGCACUUGCAGUGCAGGGUCAUUCCAAAUGUUGAAGAAUAAAAUUUCGAAAUGACAGAAUAACCAAAUAAAUAACUGAAAAAUAGAAAUCUAUCUAUGCCUCCCUUUGACCCUAUUCAAUGUCGAUGUUGAACUCCCAUUAGUCAGUACUUAUAUAACCGUUGAUUAAUCCAUCUUGAGCUCGAAAUCGUUUAAUAAAUUAAUCACCGUAGAGUCUCAGAAAGGAAAUAAUGAAAAAAUGAAAGGAAAUAACAGUAUUGAGCUUGAUGAGUUGAAUUAUGAGGAAUUCAAUAGCGGAAAGACGAAGGAAAGAGGAAAGAGAAUAAUAAAACUAACGAAACCAUUUGGAAGACCAUUUGUGAUUAGAUAAUAAAAGAAAAAAAAAACAGAUUUUCUGACAUGAACAUCUGCCUAUUGCCUACAUACGCUAUAGUUUCCUUUCCUUUUCCUGUAGCAUUAAUCUUAAAGUCCUUGUAAAUAAAUAACAAAAGGCGAAAAAGGUGAAUAUAAAAAAAACAAAAGCAUAUCUAUCCUCUAUAUCCCACGAGCGUUUGCAAUACGCCUACUGUAACAUAAUGCGAAUGUCGUGGUAAUUACUGAUAAAUAUAAAUAUAUUUACUAUGGAUAACAGAUAUAUAUUAUAUAUAUGAGUUGAUGAAAUUACCAGAACUAAUGAAAAAAUCUAUAUAAUGAAUUCGUUGCUUGAUGCGAAUAUUAAAGUGUGAAAGAAAGUGAGAAUGAAAGUGAUGAUGGGUUUGAGCUUGUCUCCGCGUUCCAUUAUAACAUGUCAACAUUUUCGCUCAUUUUUAUUUCGUAUUCUCUCGCUAAAUGAAAGUCAAACUGAUGAAAGUAAUAGUUAUAAAUAAUAUUAACUUUAACACAAGGAUGACGAAGCAUAUUCUCGAGUGAGACUAAAGUAACAAUAUGCAGUUGUAAACAUUCGGAGAAUAAAUGAGGUGAAUUUUAGAAAAACUCAUAAAAAAAAUGACGAAAGCGCUAUGUACGAUGAAUUUGCCUGUGCAUUACAUCACCUGGCCCAUCACAAUUCGAUGGAAAAAUUAUAUACACUGACACAUAAUAUGCACUAUCAAGGGUAUCUUAUAAAACACGUGUAUGUAUGUAUAUCUAAUGGAAACUUUCAAAUGAGAAUACCCGCAAAAUUUAAUGAUUGGAAAUGUAAUUGGAAAAUGAACAAAGAAACACUGUAAUGUUGUUGAACCGAUUAUUAAAGAUGUCAUUGUUACCGAAG